Electrophorus electricus (electric eel) is the source of this 5635-nucleotide messenger RNA. NCBI's taxonomy places the organism in Eukaryota, Metazoa, Chordata, Actinopteri, Gymnotiformes, Gymnotidae. The record is from RefSeq and is a predicted model, not a curated record.
CGAUUAUCGAGACAGACUUACACAGAAUCAGAGCAAUCAUACAUUAGGAAUAUAUAUAUAUAUAUUGUUUGUUUUUUUAUUAAACAAAUACAGUCCCAGACUGUAUAUGAUCUAUAACUCUGACCUCCAAUGAAAAUUACCAAGAAUGAAACGACGAAAGCAGUGGGAGGGUUUUAAAGACGCAGCAGCGGAACACCGCCUAGCGAAAGUAAACGUUUUGGACGAGACUUGUCUUGCCUGAUUUGCUUUUUGAAGGUACGUUAAAAACUGACUUUAUUUGCAGCAGACCAGCUUUACUUUUUAUUGCCAUCAGCAUAUUGCCAUCUGCUAUUCUAGUUUUCUUGGUUUAGUCUCAGCGCGAAAACCACCAGCACUGGCUUUUUGUGGCAGACGUAAUAACAUUAAGUUUAACCGUGACAAACAACUGUUCACUUUUAGAUAUAGAGAAGACCUUAUUUAAAUACGUUAGCGUGCGCAAAUUUAAUAAUUAUGUGUUUUGUAUGUUCUCUGGGUUGCAGCCAACAGGUUCAGCAGCUUCCAUUUUCUUCCUGCUUUAGAAAUCCUCGACACAUUUGACAAUAUGGCCAUGCAGGUUCUUCUGUACGCAACCUUUACAGUUUCUGUCGCAAAGUUUAUAGGAAAAUCCGUUUCUGCCCAUAUUUCGACUUUUGUGUCUUAAGGUAUUUUGUGAAUACAGAAAGUGAUCUAUGUUACGACCUAUGUUACGUUUAGAGGACAUGAGUUUGGCAGCUCUGUCCUUGCCUGUUUCCUUGAGCUCCAAAUUACAUACGCAGCCUGUCUGACAUUGAACUGGUAAGUUUCUUAUAACCAUUUGCCAACGACUUAAGGUCUGUGAUCACUCAAAGUUUGGACGUGCUAAAAAGAUGGUCUUGGGAGACGAGUAUCGGUGUGGUACUUUCCCAGGAUUGUGUGAGUUCAAGAAGAAAGAAUGAAUGUGCCUGCAUUUCUUCUACAAGAUGGGUGUGAUAAGUAUUUAUGUUUACUGGAGGCUGCACUUUGUUGUCUAACCUCAGAGUGACCUUUAUGAAGUCCUAUUUAGUGUGAGUGGUGAUGAAGGGCAGUGAGGUCAAAAGGCCCAAGCAACCUGUUUCAGAGGGUGAGAGCUAUUCCAUCUGACAGUCACAACAGAUUACAGUAGCUGAGCUGUUAGUGUAGAUAGUAGGUUGUAGGUGUGUUAGACAUUUAUUAGUUGUGCAGACUGUAUUUCAGUUUGGUUACCAGCUGGUUAAUGACCACGUUCUUACAGCUCAGGUCAUGAGUGGAUGAAAAUAUUGAAAUAUACCAAAAUAUUAAAAUAUACCAAAGCUGGCUGCUCACUUUCAAAGGUGCUAAAUAUCACUGUUUUGUUGAUGUAUGCUUAUACUAUAAACAUUAUUUUAUUGGAUGCUCAUAACAUAUAUUCAGUAGUUAUUUGAAAUAUUCUGAAUCUCCUGAAGAUGUAAAAGAAAAUAAUGUAGCAGUUUAAAAAAACAUGGGCUGAAUGUCAAAAUAAGGAUAGUUUAAACAGUACAUAAAGGUGUAUAGAUAGUAGAUAUAAGUGUGUUACGAUACAGUAGGAUAAAGAAAGGCAUACAUGUAGCCAGUAACUAUAUUUAUUGUUAACAGAGAGAAGCUUAUAGGCCUUCACCAUUUUAUGAAAAGUUCUUAAAGCAAAUUAAUUUUCAGAGGAAUGAAGGAAUUUGUUCAUGUGAUAAACGCGACUAGGUUAUUACAAAAAGACUUCCUUUACUUCUUGAAGGAAGUUGUUUUUUUUUAUCAGUUUCAUUUUUGAGAACAUAGGGUGAGUAGCAUUGUGCAAUAAUCAGAUGGAUUUCAGUUUUUUAAUAUAAUGGUCAUAAUAUUAUCUCACAGUAAAUCAAUAACAUAAACUAGUGUACCAGAUUUUCCAAGAGUCCCCCAGCAGGAAGAUUCUCCUAGCAAGACUGAUGCUGAAGAAGCAGACAUCCUAGUGCAAGGCUAUGGUUCCAUUAUAUCUUACUAAAAAGCUGCUUAUAGGAUAUUAUUGUAGUAUUAACAUAGGCCAGGAGCUGCCACUCUUGCUACUGAAAUGUGAAGCUUUAAGCUCACAAUAAGAACAGGAAUGAAUGCAUAAGAUUUCACUAGUUAAUACUGCAGUAAUUUUCUGUGAGCAGUAUUUCCAUAGGCCAUGAACAGCCACUCUUGAAAUCUGGAGCAUUAUUAAAGAUUUUUUGCAUUCACAUUUCGUGUUAAUUUUCUUUUGCUUUUCUUUCCAGUGCUUAUUUUGAUCUUAAACCUCAGGAAUAAAACAGUAAAAGCCUUUCAAAAAGUUUGAAAUAAAGACAUCUGACAAGUUCAAGAAGGUUUUGAUUGCAAAUACACAAUUGAGUGAAAAUGCUUAUGUUUACAUCACUACCUCAAUGCAUGGACUAUAUCUGUCUCUCUGUCCGUUAGUGUGAAGAUGGCAUAUGUUAGUGACAGGCUGUAUAGAGACGUCAUAGUGAAAAUGAUGGCUCGCUUGGCCUCAAUCGUCAAAGUGAGAGAAAUCAUGCCUCACUUGACAUGCCUCACAUUUACAGAUAAGGAAGAGAUAGAGGCUAAAAGAGAAACAGCAGGAAACUACAAUGCCAUGGUGCUGCUGUUGGAUUACCUCCGUAGGCGAGAGAAUUGGCCUGAGGAGUUCAUCCAUGCACUGCACGCUUGUGAAUACUGGGCUCUGGCUGAUGAAAUCAGUAAUGCUUAUGAGCAAAUAAGGGGAAUCAACAGCCGGGCUUCUGCCGCUUCAGGAACUGAUCCACCUGCAUACACUCUCACCCAGAUGCCUUCAACUGUCCCUGCCCCCUGCACCACAGCUACUGCUCCAGUUCCAGUGGCAACCUCAACAACAGUAACCACAGCAACAACCCAUAAUGUACCACAAUCCUCUCCUUUGCCACCUCCAAAGGGACCCCCUACACCCAUAGCCCAGGCCACACCCUAUGGCUCAGUGCUAGCCCCUGAGACUCCAGAAACCCUUCCUACAGGACUAGCCCACACCGCUGACCCUCAAAUGCCAAUCUCAGAUCCUCAGGAAAGGACCUCUUCUCCUGUAUUAGCUUCUGAGGAGGUUCACUCUCUGGAGCCAAGCGAGGCCUCAGUGAGUCCUGGAGCAACACCUGCUUUAGGGAACCUUUCUGGACCACCCUCAGAUGCUGCUCCUUGCCUUUCUACUAAGCUAUUAACCACUCCCUUAGGUCUAUCCAACAUUCCUUCCACCACUUUGCAGCCCUUAGGUCUAUCCAACAUUCCUUCCACCACUUUGCAGCCUUCUGCUGGACCUGAGAUGAGUCAAGAGCCAGUGGUAGCCACAGGCAGCCCCAGUUCAUUAAAACACCCCAUCCAAGACAGCAACCCUCCUGGGAAAGUCCCGAAAUCAAAGACCCAGAACAGUUCAAAUGUUAAUCAGCUUCUGGAUAGGGCAUUAUCCCUCGGAACAGCACGAGUCUCAACUUCAGCAUCUAUUGUUAGCCAGUUGGACCACACUGCUGAAGAAGAUGAGAACUUAAGCAAGCCUGGUGUUCUAGCAGAGGAGCCCCCCUCAGUCAGCUCAGAUGAUUUGGAGAUCAGUCAUGCCACCACAGGGACAGACAUCUCACCAGAGCAACCAGCACCUGUGUCCAGUUUCCCACAGUCUGUGGAACAUUUACAGGAGCUCUGUUCAACAACUUCUGCAGAUCUUAUGAUCAGCAGCACAACAGAGACCAUAGACUCUUCACCAGUGCAUAGAGAGGACCUUCCUGUUGAAACUAGUUUCCAUGAAGUAGUCUGUGCCAUGCAAACAGAGACAGUCCCUGUCUUUAAUCCUGUAGCUUCUGUACAUUUAAUUUCAAACUCUAAUCAUGAGGCAUACACCCACCUGGAAAAUGGCAAUCCAGUAGUUCCUUCCUCUAAUCAGCCAGUGGAGGAUCAUUAUGAGUCACAGCCUGCAACAGUGGUAAAUACUCUCCAUUUCUCUGAGAAUCCCUCCAUCCUAAAUCUUGAUGGUUGUUCUUCAAGGAUGCAAGAUAAUCUAAUUGACACAAAUGACAAGAUAGUACAUCCAAACCACAAUACCCACAUUGGGAGUGUCAUUCCACCUGUCAUCUGUGAACAUAAGUCUGCUCUAAACAACCAGGGCAGUUCAGGACCAAAUGCUGCAACAGUAAUUAAUACCCCUAUGUCAGAGCAGAGAGAAGAUGGUUUGCUGGCUCAACUUCAGUCUGACCCACGAAUUAUUGCAGCUGCAGCUGCAGCUGUCAUUGGUGUGACUGCUGUAUUUUUGGCCUGGAAGCUCAAGUACAAAUACUAGAGCAAGAACUAUAACCAUUAACCAGCACUGAUGCCUUGAAAGAUCACCAAAGUAUCUUAACAUAAAAACCCAUACACAUAACAGUCUUGAUUGUUUUAUUACCCAUGAUCAAUUUUGUGAUAGGUCAUUCAUUUUCUGAAAAUCUGUGCCUGUGAAAAUCUGGUGAUGAUGCUUAUUAACAAAUAACCCGGCCCACCUAGCAUUUAGAAUUCCAGAUUCAGGCUCAGUAAGAGCUGGCUGGCCACAUCAGCAUCACAGUCUGUUAAAAUAAUGGUAGUAAUCUUGGCCACAACUUCUUAAAGUUUAUUUAAGAAUCAGUAAUGCUUACUACCUACUGCUUCACAAAACGUUCACUUGCUGUGCCUCCUGCACUAGACAGAACUUUCCUGACUAUCUGAAAUGCUGCUGGGCUUAGAGUAUGAAGAUGUAUAGUAGAUUCAUGGGGUUAAUAUAUCAUGCAGCCCUUUCGCACAUAACUGAAUUUCACUGAGGACAUUUGGACUUUUCUCAACACUGUGAUUCUGCAUUGAGGAAUCUAACUACUGCAACCUUCUGUGUGAUGUUCUGGAAUUCUUUAAAUAUUAUAGUUACUCUGACUUAAUGGUUUUAAUGGUAUUCCACAUCACAUAUGAUGCCAAGUAUAAUUUGGCAACCUUUCUCCAAAACAGCAUGGUUUUAAUUAACAUGUAAUGGGUCAUUUGGUUUAUAUUUGUGUUUUCACCAAAAACAUAAACUUGGAUCUAAGGAUACAUAUUGCAAUAUAUGCCUUGCACCAACUUAAAGACAUUGGUGAACUUUGUUCUGAUAUAAUUACAUUUGUUAUGGUUAAAUUAUGUUAUCUGUCAUACCUGUGAUUAGCUAUGAUAUUCUGUGCACUAAAAAGUAUUGUCAUUUGUUAGAGAGCUAAUUUGCAAUAUAACCGUACAUCAUUUUUGCAAAGGCAUACACUGGAAUAAAGAUUAACCAACAAUAUGUUUUAUACUCCAAUUUACACCACAAGCCUCAAUGAUAAAAACCUUUAAUAAUUAGUGAGGAUGUCAUGAAGUGAUUCUUUUAGAAACCGUUAACUAGCACUGUUGAAUGCACACAGUGGUUGUGUAUAUAUUUCUUUUUACCCCAGAUCAUUGUCACAAUCUGAUUAUUUCUUAUGUAAAUAUAUUCACAUGAGCACUUUAAAGUGGGAAUCUUAACUUUUUCUUUAGAUAAAGUCAUGGCUGAGCUUAUGUUUUAUUCUUGUCAAAAAGCUGUGUGAUAUGUAUGGCCUACUCUUUCUGAAGCACUUGUAAGCAAAGGAAAAGGUUUGAAUUAAAUAAAAUUGUAUUUUGUAAA